AUUCUUUCCUGGCAAAAUACAAUGAGAUCGAUCUGUCGCGUGCAGGACGUCGUAUUUAUGAGAAUGGCAAAACUACUCGGUUUAUUUUAACGCGUUGGCAGCCGCCAUUGUUGAAAUACUAAUGUGCAAGUAUGUAUUCAACCAGCACCCCAACUCCGACACGACUCCCGGCCGCCCAUUUUUAUUCCUAUAUAUAACUCAUUCGGCCAUAUAGUUAAUUUGAUCGAGGAAGUUGUCUUCUUUGUUUUCAAAUAUUCUUAACUUGAGAUUGUUCAUCAUGAGUCAUUCCAACUAUCCAGCAGCUCCUGGGGUGCAUCCUCCACUAUCGUCUACAUAUCCUCCAACAGGUGAACUGUAUCCUCCGCCGGCGGCAGCUCAAGGGUAUCCUGCAGGGCCUUCCCUUCCUCCGCCGCCAGCUGGUUACCCAAUGAAUGAUGGCCCCGAUGGCCCCCAGAAAUCUUCCAAUUCCCCUCCUCAAACAAAGCAGAGAGGGGAUGGCUUCUGCAAGGGAUGUUGUGCUGCAUUAUGUUGUUGCUGUGCCUUGGAUAUGUGCUUUUGAGGAUUCCGCAUCCCAAACAGAUGGAUUAUUCCAUAUCCUAAACUCUCAUUUCUUUAUUUGAUCUAUAAAUUUUUCCACUGUAAUGUAAUUAUUCCACACUAUUAUGUAGUGUUUGAGAGCAUAGAUUUCAAGUCUUGAAUUUCAAUUUGUUUGGAUUUGGAAUAAAUGUAAUAUAACUAUAUAUAUAUAUAUAUAUAUAUAUAUAGACACACACACACACACACAAUGUUUUGCCUAAAAA
Molecule: messenger RNA, 800 nt
Organism: Malania oleifera
Lineage: Eukaryota; Viridiplantae; Streptophyta; Magnoliopsida; Santalales; Ximeniaceae
Product: protein CYSTEINE-RICH TRANSMEMBRANE MODULE 4-like
Exons: 3
Coding region: 278-559 (93 amino acids)
Cellular component (GO): plasma membrane
Source: RefSeq, a predicted model, not a curated record